Molecule: messenger RNA, 4346 nt
Organism: Pogoniulus pusillus (Red-fronted tinkerbird)
Lineage: Eukaryota; Metazoa; Chordata; Aves; Piciformes; Lybiidae
Gene: ADAM11
Product: ADAM metallopeptidase domain 11
Exons: 26
Coding region: 161-2998 (945 amino acids)
Biological process (GO): proteolysis
Molecular function (GO): metalloendopeptidase activity
Source: RefSeq, a predicted model, not a curated record
CGCGUGCGGGGGGGGCGGCGCUCCCGGGGCCCGGUGGCCGCUCCCUGCCCUGCCCGGCCCGGGGCGGAGGGACAGAGGGACCGGAGGGAGCGGAGGGACGGGCAGGACGGUCCCCGGCUGCACGGGCCCGGCGCGGCCGCGCUCGGAUUAUGAGGGAGCCAUGAGCCCGCUGCGGGGCUGGCUGCUGGCCGCGCUGCUCUCGCUCACCCCGCGGGCAGGUCCCGCGGUGCAGGCUGGCUGGCUGCAGCGGAGGCUCCCCCGGGCCGGAUGGCAGGACGGGCAGGUGGUGUCCCAGAUCACCCACCCCAGCAGGCUGGUGGGGCAGAGCUCGGGAGGAGAGGUCCAGAAGCAUCACCUGGACACCAGGGUCAGAAAUGAUCCUGGAGGAGGAAGAGGAGGAGGAGGAAGAGGCUCUGGGCUGCACCUGGCACGGGUGAGCUUCGUGGUGCACGCCUUCGGCUCCGCCUUCACCCUCGACCUCCGGCUGAACCACCACCUCCUUGCAUCCCACUACGAGGAGCGGCACAUUGGCACGGGCAGCAACAGCAGUCACAGCACGGGUGCAGGGGAGCACUGCUACUACCAGGGCCGGAUCCGGGGGCAGCCUCGCUCCUUCGUGGCUCUCUCCAGCUGCCAGGGCCUGCGGGGAGUCUUCUCGGACGGCCGAGCCACCUACCUGAUCGAGCCCCGGGUGGGCACGGAGCGCAGGCAGGGCCUUCGACCGCACAUCGUCCAGCGUGUCCCCAGCUGCACCCAGCCGGGCUGCCUCCUCCCCGCACUGAGCCAGGACCUCGCGGGCGGAUUACCUAAGCUGCGGCGGCGGCGGCAGGUUCGCCGAGCCCAGCACACAGUGCACAGCGAGACCAAGUACAUCGAGCUGGCCGUGGUGAACGACCAUCAGCUGUUCCUGCAGCUCCGCAAGUCUGUGGUUCUCACCAGCAACUUCGCCAAGUCUGUGGUCAACCUGGCAGACAUGAUCUACAAGGAGCAGCUCAACACCCGCAUCGUGCUGGUGGCCAUGGAGACCUGGGCCCUGGAGGACCGGAUCCGGGUGGGGCAAGACUCGCUGGAGACGCUGAGCGAGUUCGUGAAGUACCGUCGGGAGGGCGCGGCGGAGCACAGCGACACCGUCCACCUCUUCUCGGGUCGGACGUUUCAGAGCAGCCGCAGCGGCACCGCCUUCGUAGGGGGCAUCUGCUCGCCCACCCGUGCCGGGGGUGUCAACGAGUACGGCAAUGUGGCAGCCAUGGCGGUGACGCUGGCACAGACGCUGGGGCAGAACGUGGGCAUGAUGUGGAACAAGCACCGGGCGGCUGCAGGGGACUGUCGCUGUCCGGACUCCUGGCUGGGCUGUAUCAUGGAGGACACAGGGUACUACCUGCCGCGGAAGUUCUCACGCUGCAGCAUCGAUGAGUACAACCAGUUCCUGCAGGACGGCGGCGGCAGCUGCCUCUUCAACAAGCCCCUCAAGCUCCUGGACCCUCCGGAGUGCGGCAAUGGCUUCGUGGAGGCUGGAGAGGAGUGCGACUGCGGCUCGCUGGCGGAGUGUGCCAAGAGCGGGGGCAACUGCUGCAAGAAGUGCACGCUGACCCACGAUGCCAUGUGCAGCGAUGGGCUCUGCUGCAAGGGCUGCAAGUACGAGCCCCGAGGUGUGUCCUGCCGGGAGGCGGUGAACGAGUGCGACAUCCCCGAGAGCUGCACCGGAGACUCCAGCCAGUGUCCUCCCAACCUCCACAAGCUGGAUGGCUACUUCUGUGAAAACGAGCAGGGGCGCUGCUACGGUGGGCGCUGCAAGACCAGAGACCGGCAGUGCAACGCGCUCUGGGGCCGUGGCUCGGCUGAGCGCUUCUGCUACGAGAAGCUCAAUGUGGAGGGGACCGAGAGAGGCAACUGCGGGCGUGAGGGCCUGGGCUGGCUGCAAUGCAACAAGCAGGACGUCCUCUGCGGCUUCCUCCUCUGCGCCAACAUCUCGGGGGCGCCUCGGCUGGGCGAGCUGAGCGGCGAGAUCGCCACCACCACCUUCUACCACCAGAACCGCUACGUGGACUGCAGGGGAGGCCACGUGCAGCUGGUGGACGGCUCGGACCUGAGCUACGUGGAGGACGGGACGCCCUGCGGGCCCGGCAUGCUGUGUCUCGACCACAAAUGCCUUCCAGCCACGGCCUUUAACUUCAGCUCCUGCCCCGGCAGCUGGGACGGGAAGAUCUGCUUCGACCACGGGGUGUGCAGCAACGAGGGGAAGUGCAUCUGCCGCAGCGAGUGGACGGGGAAGGACUGCAGCGUCUACGAUCCCAUCCCCGAGCCGAAGCCGACGGGGGAGACCGAGCGAUACAAGGGAACAUCCGCCGAGGAAGGUCCGGGGGAUCCUGAGCGGAGCCGCUCUGCCCCAACCCCCCCCCCAGAGUGCCCGGCCGAGGAGGAGAGCGGGGGGGAGGGAGGCACUCAGGACCCCUCCCCUCCCCGACCCUCACCACACCUUCACGAAUGUAGGGGCCCCCUCCGGCCCCCGCCCUGGGGCUGGUGGCACUCCCGGCACCACGAUGAAUGUACCCGCGGGGGCAGGCAGGGAUCCCCCAUGCCCACAGCCCCCCCUCUGCCCCCCAUCAGCAUCUUCCAGCUUUGGGACCUGGGACUCCCACAGGGCAGGCAGCGUGCCCCAGUGUCAGGCCAGUAUAGCCCAGUACCAGGCCAACAGCCCACGCCAGUGCAGAGCCUGGGACUCAUGUGCCCCCCAUCCCAGAUGCCAGCUCUGGUGUGGGGGCCAUGGAGGCCAGAUCUGCACCCCAAGAUGUGUCCCCUCAUUCCAAAGCACCUCUGCAGUCCCCCAAGUGGGGUAUGUUGCCCUCCCCCCCAAACCCUCUCCACCCCCAAAUGUCAUGGCUGCGCAUCCCAGCCAUGGCAUUCCAAGCGCAUGGCACCCAGGGGUGCCAGGCUCUCCCUUGAAGGCAGGGAUUGUCUCCUGUCCUGGUCCCCUCCCUUCCCCAACUCAGGCAGGUGAACCCCAAACUGAUGGCACUCAGGCAGGAGGGGCAGCAGGUGACAGCAGGGCUUACCCUGGGGGGCUGGGGGUAGAGGGUGAGCCCUGGGCUGGUGGCACAUGGGGUGGCAGAUGUCACCUCAGCUCCAUUGCAGGCUGGUGGCACCUGUCCUGCAGGCUGGGUGGGGGGACAGCACCUGCUGGAUGUCCCUUGUCCUCAGGGCAGGUGAGUGGGGUGCAUUGUCCCAUCCCCAUGGCACAUGUCACCCUGCAUGGGGUGGCUCCAUAGGGCCACCCAACCCCCAGCACCCACAGAGCACUGGGGACCCACACUGGUCCCUUCAACCACUGGUGACACUCAGCACUGGGGGGAGGGACACUCAACCCCCCCUAGUGACACUCAGUGUGUGUGUGUGUGGGCACUCCUGGUGACCCUCGAUGGGAGGACCACAUUGGAGGACACCCCCAUGCCCAUAGUGGUGUGGGCAUGGCUCCUUCACAUCCUCCCCUGCCCACUACUGGCCCUUUGCCACGGUGGCAGAAGGGCACCGACUGUGUCCCCAAGCCCAGCCAUGGCCCCAGUGUUGUGUGGCAGCCCAGCUGGGUGCCUGCAGCACCCAUGGGUGCCUUGGCUGUGCUGGCACUGGACAGGGCGCAGGGCACUGCCGUGCCAGGGCGUUGGGAAGGGGGCGGCUGGACGCCCCCAGGCUUGAGUUCGGUGGCGACUCCUCGCGGGACACAUCAGCGAUGGGCUGCGGGACGCCCGGGCCGGGAGCCACCGCGGGAACCAGUGCCCCCACCUCUGCCAUCUGCCGCCGCCGUGUCCCCGCAGCUGGCACGGCCACAGCGCCGCUGCCGCCGGGGCUGGGACACGAACACGGAGACAAACAGGGGAGUUUUUCUUACCGAUUUUAACGCCGCGAGGUCGGGCGGAGCCGCCGGGGAGGGGGCCCGGGGGGGCGCACCCGGUGCUUCCAGAGCCACGAGAGCAAAACGCCCCCAGCCCCUGCCCGCAGCAGGCCGAGCCGCGUCCCGGCAGGCGGCGGGGGCCAAGCACACCGGGGCGGUGGCACCGCCCGCACCUCACCGCCGCCGCCGCACUGCCAUCCCGCACCACUCCGCUCCGCGCUACGUCCGCAGCCGGGGCCGGGGGGGGUCCGAGGUUGUACCGAACGACCCCUCCCCCCCCCCCCCCCCCCCCCGGACGCCCCCCGCCUCGCGCUCCCGCUUUGCACGCGCUGGGGAGCCGCCGCCGCCGCCGGGGCCGCUGCCGCCGCCGGGGAUGCUCCGCGCCCGGCCCCGGCCCCGGCCCCGGCAGAGCUCCUGCAAUGCCGCAGAGUUUAUUUACAAUAAAGAGUUGGAAAACGGA